CUUACAUACACACACAAACGGCCGCGUCCCAUUUCCUACGUAUCACUGAGCGCCUGGUAGCGUGCGCUGAGACGCCACUUCUUUUGGGAAGUACGCGGACUAUUUGCAGACAACUUCGGAACAAAAUCUCUGUGGACACCCGCUCUCUGGAAUGGGCCUUUGGAGGCUUUUAAAAGACUACCAUUAUUGAAAUGCACGUUAGAUAGGAACGUGCUCCUGGGAAGUGCAGUCGUCGAUUUGUUAAAAUAUGUGUGUAUAUAUAUAUAUAUUUAUAAACACAAAACUGCGAUGCAUUGGAGUGUUUAGAUGAAGGGACGCGGAGGGAUCCGGACCCCAGCACUGAGGUCACGCUUCCGCCCAGUUUCUCUAUCUCUCUCUCUUACUGUGUUCACUGUCGAGUGUAAAAUGGAGAGUAAAAACGGUACUUACGUCGCCACUUUUUGCUGAGAGUAGACGCCACGCAAAAGAAGAAAACAACUUUUACAUGUUAAAAAAAAGAAACAAACUCCGAUAUCUGAAUAAUUCCCCACACCCACGAAGCGACCACCGCUAGCUAGCUAGCUACCUCCUAGACACACACACACACCACGCACACGCAAAAAUACACUUCGAGCUGCGGACAGAGGUUGCCGUGGGAACUGCUGCGAUUCGAAGUGCUACAAAUUUCUGCGAGUAUUUUUUUAAAAUAUUAUUUUUGCUAUUGUCUUUUUUCCCUUUUAUUUCCUCAAAACGCCGGCCGGAUUGUACAAGAAGCUGCUUCUAAAAGGCGACGUUGAGGAUGGUCACUCGGCAGUGCGGGGGAAGAAAGACGGAUCUCUGGAUUGUAUUUCGUGCUUGUGCAUUGGUUUAGGUUCUCCUGUCUUUUUUUCCUUCGGGGCGUACAAAAAAUAAAAAAAGAAGAGAGAAAGAACAAAAAUCCAGCAGCAGCAAAUACAAUUUGCUGGCGACGAGAUGGUUUUCUUUUCGCCGAUCCUUUUUUUCAAGUAAAACUGAUUGUUGUGUCGUGGGUAGAAAAAUGUUGAUCUCUGGGGUGAAUUUCCCGGCUGUGGCUGCAUCGUCGGUGCUACUCCAAGGACUCGGAUCCCGGUGAGAAAAGAUGAGCGAAGAGUCGGCAAAUCCUACCAACGAUGAUAGUUAUGCACGAGUGCGAGCAGUGGUGAUGACCCGAGAUGACUCUAGUGGUGGAUGGCUGCCGAUGGGAGGAGGUGGACUCAGUUGUGUAACAGUGUACAAAAUCAAACAUCAAGAUGAAAACGGCUGCGGUGAUUUUCUUAUUCAUGGAGAGAAACUUAAAGAUAAAUCAGUUGUUUUAGAAUGUAUUCUAAAGAAGGACUUGAUAUACAACAGGGUUAACCCAAUAUUUCACCACUGGAGAAUCGAUGAAAAGAAGUUUGGAUUAACCUUUCAGAGUCCUGCUGAUGCAAGAGCGUUUGAUCGUGGCAUCCGCAGAGCCAUUGAAGAUAUCAAGCAAGGCUGCCCUUCAUAUAGUGAACCAGAAGGUGAAGAAGAUGGGUCACAGGUUUCUCAAGAUAAAACUUCCACUUGCACACCAGUUAAAGAAUCCUUUUCUCGACACAACACUGUUGUGACCAAUGAACCUUUCAGAAGCUGCUACAUUAAAACUCAGCCACUUGACGACUUCAGUUCUCCAAGGAGAUUGUAUUUUCCUCCACCUCAUAACCAGGUACCAUUUAAACCAACACGACACGUUAGUUUUCAAGAUGAAGAUGAAAUUGUUCGAAUAAACCCACGGAAGGACGUUUUAAUCAGAGGUUACGAGGAUUAUCGACAUCCAAUUAUGUGGAAAAAUGACUUGGAUAGAGAUGACACAGAUUCCAAUAUUCAGUUUUCCAAACCAGACUCUAAAAAGUCUGAAUAUUUAUGUCCUUGUGGUGACGGACCAGAAUCCAACCCAAUGAAAGACUCCAAGAGUUUAGUGGUAUUCAAGAGCCAGCCUUCACCCUUGCCAAAAUCAAAAAAGUCCAGGCGAAGAAAGGAGGACGGGGAGCGUUCCCGUUGCAUAUAUUGCAGAGAAAUGUUUAACCAUGAGGACAACUCAAGAGGACAAUGCCAGGAUGCCCCUGACCCUAUUAAGAAAUGCAUUUAUCAAGUGAGCUGUAUGCUUUGUGCUGAAAGCAUGCUGUACCACUGCAUGUCAGACUCAGAAGGGGACUUCUCAGACCCCUGCUCAUGCGACGCAAGUGAUGACAAGUUCUGCCUCCGAUGGCUAGCACUUAUAGCUUUGUCUGUCAUUGCACCAUGUAUGUGUUGCUACCUUCCUCUGAGGGCAUGUCACCAUUGUGGUGAGAGCUGCAGAUGUUGUGGGGGGAAACACAAAGCAGCUGGAUGAAAUCAAUGCAUAGAAGGAAGUGAAGCUCACCAUCAUUUUUUUAUCUCUGGGCAGCAUCUAUCUUGGAUCGUUCAAGAUUUGUUUUGGCCAGCAGAGGAAGUUCUGCGUAAAGGAGCCAUACGAUAAGCUCAAUCAGAGGAAGCAGCAGAGAUUUCUAAUGUGGAGAUUACUAAUCAAGGCCAUCAGGCCUGACUUUAUUACAUAUGCAUAAUGUAAUUUAUUAAGAGGGUCUGUGUUUUUGUUUUGUUUAGACUUUUGGUACAGAAAGCACUUUGAAUUGUGCUUUCUUGUGUAAGAAAAGAGAGUAAACUAUAUGAUUGUGCUAAAAGGGAUAUUUGUGCAUUUUCUGCAGUCAGGUAACAAGACUCUGCAUUUUUAGAGUAUCUACUGACAAAGUACUUACUAGAUGAAUAUUUUGCAAAAUAACAAUCGAUUGAAGUUUGUUUCUGAAGGAAAUGCUGGUUCUCUUUAAUUGGUAUCAGAGUGCAACUUCUUUUCUUGUUUAGCAGUGAUAAGAUUCAGUCUUUAGUGGACGUUUUGUAUUUUUAACCUGUACAAAGAAUCAUGCCAUAAAAAUGAAGAAUAGCGGUACACAUUAAAUCACUUUCCACUGUUAGAGUGAGAUGCAUUCACUCAGGUCCUUUGGCUGGUUUUGACAAGUUUCAAAUGUACCAUUGUGUUCAACAUGUUUAAUUCCACGUGUAGUGCAUAUUACUCCUUCUUUUUAGCAAGCUUUGAAGUGAAAAUGGUCACUCAAUAUUGAUAGUUAUGUAUUUUGAGCUACAAAGACACUGAUGUUUUUGUAAACCGGCGACCAAUAACUUGUUCAAGCAAUUAAGAUGUCAUGCUUAACCAUGUUUUUAUUUACUGAAAGUAUGCAUUUGUAUUUAACAAAAAAGUAAGGCAUACGUUACCUUUAGUUCGACCUGAACGUCCCCUGUACCUACACUGGCUAAGUUUGAUGGAAGCUUUUUUGUUUACGUACACGUGCGUUUCUCUUGUGAGUACUAAAUUCCAGUCCUUUUAACUUAAUGAUUAAAGUAAACGUUGCCAUAGAUACCCGGAUUCCUUGUGUUUAAAAAAAAAA
Polypterus senegalus (gray bichir) is the source of this 3437-nucleotide messenger RNA. RefSeq names its product sprouty related EVH1 domain containing 1 (gene spred1). The record is from RefSeq and is a predicted model, not a curated record. Gene Ontology annotation, cellular component: membrane. Bases 1097 to 2350 code for a protein of 417 amino acids. Gene Ontology annotation, biological process: multicellular organism development; negative regulation of MAPK cascade. The transcript is spliced from 6 exons. Gene Ontology annotation, molecular function: protein kinase binding. NCBI's taxonomy places the organism in Eukaryota, Metazoa, Chordata, Cladistia, Polypteriformes, Polypteridae.